Molecule: messenger RNA, 3474 nt
Organism: Ricinus communis (castor bean)
Lineage: Eukaryota; Viridiplantae; Streptophyta; Magnoliopsida; Malpighiales; Euphorbiaceae
Product: protein SMAX1-LIKE 4
Exons: 3
Coding region: 342-3368 (1008 amino acids)
Source: RefSeq, a predicted model, not a curated record
UAGUCUACCUCUUCUUAAACUCUACAAACACCUCUCUAACUCUACCUACACUUGAAGUCUUUCCAUAAAAUCUCACUGUGUCUUUCCAUUUGAGGCCUCUUAACUCAGGUGGGUAGUUUCUGUUUUUGCUCCAAAUCACAAGGGAGCAAGGAGCUAACCGGCUUUUGGUCACCAAAGUUUCUGUCUUAGCGUAGAGAGAGAGAGAGAGAUAGGUGGGGGUGGUGUUAGGGGGGGAUAUAUAAGAUAAGAGAAGAAAGAAAGAAAGGAAGUUGGGUCCUAGAGCUAGCGAGAACAAGUUUCAAAAGGGGGGGUGGUGUGGGGGGGUGGGUUUUAGCCGAGUAAUGCGCUCAGGAGCUUGCACAGUUCAGCAGACCCUCACAGCAGAGGCUGCUUCAGUAUUGAAGCACUCUCUAAGCUUGGCAAGGAGGAGAGGCCAUGCUCAGGUCACUCCUCUUCAUGUGGCUGCCACUUUGCUUAGCUCAAGAGCUAGUCUUUUAAGAAGGGCUUGUCUCAAAUCUCAACCCCAUCAAAAUUCACAUCCUCUUCAAUGCAGAGCUCUUGAACUUUGUUUCAAUGUUGCACUUAACAGACUCCCAACAACACCCGGUCCUCUUCUUCAUGGCCAGCCUUCUUUAUCUAAUGCUCUAAUUGCUGCACUCAAAAGGGCACAAGCUCAUCAGAGAAGAGGUUGCAUUGAACAGCAGCAACAACAACCACUCUUGACUAUCAAGGUUGAGUUAGAGCAGCUUAUUAUAUCUAUUUUAGAUGAUCCUAGUGUUAGUAGGGUUAUGAGGGAAGCUGGUUUCUCUAGUACUUCUGUCAAAAGCAAUAUAGAGGAUUCUUCAGCUUCUUCUGUUUUUCAGUGUUACACUACUUCCGGUGGCGUUUUCUCUUCACCUUCUUCUCCUGGUGAAACCCACAGAGAGAUCAUUAACCCUACAUCUUUUUGGCAAACCCAUUUCUUGAGUUACUCUGCUGAGAAAAACCCACUUCUUUUCUCUCCACAAAAGAAGCUCUCAACCAACUAUUUCACAGAUUCAUCAGCUUCUGUGAAGGAAGACAUUAAGCUGGUUUUUGAGGUCUUCCUGAGAAAGAAGAAGAAGAACACAGUGAUAGUGGGUGACUGUGUGUCUAUAACUGAAGGUCUUGUUGGGGAGCUGAUGGGAAGAGUAGAAAGAGGAGAGGUUCCAGCUGAAUUGAAACAAAUCCAGUUUGUCAAGUUUCAGUUUGCACCAGUUUCUUUAAGGUUCAUGAAGAAAGAAGAUGUAGAAAUGAAUAUAACGCAACUUAAAAGGAAAGUAGAUUCUAUUGGAGAUAGCGGGGUAAUUAUAUACACAGGAGACCUGAAGUGGACAGUUGAAGAAAGUGCAAUCAAUGGAGAAUAUAGUCCAGUUGAUCAUCUAGUGGCAGAAACAGGAAGAUUACUGUCUGAUUAUAGCUGCUCAAACGCAAGGGUUUGGUUAAUGGCCACUGCAAAUUAUCAGACAUACAUGAGGUGCCAGAUGAGACAACCUUCUCUCGAGAUUGAAUGGGCUCUUCAAGCAGUCUCAGUUCCUUCAGGUGGACUUGGCUUGAGCCUCCAUGGUUCCAGUAUCCAUGAAUCAAGGAUGACCUUCAACCAAAACCCAUCUCAAGUACUGGAAACAAAACCAUUAAUUAGCAAUAGCAAGGAUGAACAAGAUAAGCUAACUUGCUGUCCAGAAUGCAUCUCCAGCUAUGAAAAAGAAGCCCAAGUUCUCAAAUCAGUCCAGCAGAAAAAUCUGCCUCCUUGGCUUAAUCCACGAGGCACCACCACCAAUGAUAUGAAUGAAGAAGCUGAGUUGAGAAGAAAAUGGAAUGGAUUAUGCCAGGGCUUACACCACCAAGGAAGGAAUACUCAAAACAAUUUGGCUUCCACUUUCUGCAACAACAACAAUCAAGGCCUGACAGGGAAGAGCUAUUCAUUAUACCCUCGGUGGCCAAGCCAAAACAACAUCUUCCAAGAUUCGAAUUCGAUCUCUUUCACAGAUUCAGCUUUGAAGCCUGAUUUCACCUCCAGUUUUGUCCCCAAGUUUAGACGCCAACAGUCGUGCAAAAUUGAUUUCAAAUUUGGUGAUGUAACCCAAAAGCAGCAACCAAACUUGGAUUCUCUCAAGAAUACUCAAGGCAAGGAAGUCAAAAUCACCCUGGCUCUUGGAAAUUCUUUCUUCUCUGCUACAGGGGAAUCAGCGAAAGGGAAGAAUGAUUUGUGCAGGUUAUUGCAAGACAAUGUGCCAUGGCAAUCUGAAAUAAUUCAUUCAAUAGCAGAAGCAUUAUUCGAAUCCAAAUCGAACAGGAAAGGAACUUGGUUACUGAUCCAAGGCAAUGACAUAGUGGGAAAAAGAAUAUUAGCCCUUACAAUUGCCGAGUCUGUUUUGGGGUCAGCUGAUUCGCUACUCUACAUCAACAUGAAAAGAAGAGACAAUGAGGCAGUUCCAUAUUCAGAAAUGAUCACAAGAGCCUUCAGAAGCCAAGAAAGGCUUGUCGCUCUGGUGGAAGAUAUUGAUUUUUCUGAUACACACUUGUUGAAGUUCCUUGCUGACGGAUUUGAAAGUGGGAAAUUUGGAGAAUCAGGAAACCUUGGCCAAGCAAUAUUCAUUUUGACAAGGGGAAGUGACUUCAUGGGCUACGAACAUGGGAAAACAAAUCAAAAUUCUGUGAUCAGGAUGACCCUGGAAGUGAAGCAAACAAAACUUGAUAGUUUUGGAACACCAAACACGGAUCGUAAGAGAAAAGCUGAGAGGGACAUUUCAGGCAGGAGAAAGGCUCCAAGAAGUGAGGAAAAAGAAGAUGCUGAGAAUGGAAGCAGUAAGAAAGAUUGCUUCUCCAGGCAGACAAGUUUCAACACUCUGGAUCUUAACAUCAAAGCCAAUGAGGAAGACGAUGAACAUGGUGAGGAGAAACAUGUGGAGUUCAGCCCAAUUUCAAGCGACUUGACUCGCGAGGCUGCUUCUGAUCCUGUUGCCCCAUCUAGGUUCCUUGAUUUGAUCAAGAACCGCUUUGUUCUGAAUCGAAAUGAUGGUCAAGGUAGAAAGAUCAUGAGAGAGGAAUUCUCAACAAAGAUGAACAAGUGUGUAGAGGAGGCUUUUGGGGAUCAAAAUUCAAUUGGGUUUAGCAUUGAAGAGAGGGUAUCAGAGGAGAUAGUAGAUAAAUUUGGGUAUAUUGUUAAUAGCGUUAUCGAAAGAUGGCUGAAAGACAUCUUUCAAACAACUUUGCAUACAAUUAAAAUUGGAGGUAAAGAGGGUACGGUGAUUAGGCUUUGUUUUGAAGGUACAAAUGACAAAGUUUUGGGGGAUGGGUUUAUGGGUACAUGUCUUCCUAAGAAAAUCCAAGUUUCUUUCAUGGACUGACUUUCCAAGUCUUUUUUUUCCUUUUUCCUCUUUGUAAAAUCCACAAAGUAUCCUUUAUGUAACUGCUAAUUUUCAUAAUAGGAUGUGCUUUGCUUUCCCUGUUUUA